Molecule: messenger RNA, 1631 nt
Organism: Alternaria rosae
Lineage: Eukaryota; Fungi; Ascomycota; Dothideomycetes; Pleosporales; Pleosporaceae
Product: L-asparaginase II
Exons: 1
Coding region: 318-1490 (390 amino acids)
Source: RefSeq, a predicted model, not a curated record
GCAUCUCAAGCAGUUCCCAUGAAAAUGCGCUGCCUCUCUAGCCCUCUAUACGUGAUGACAUACUCAACCGGACAUCGGUUAGGUAAUGGAGAUACUCGCGCUAGACAUUGAAAGGCAGGUGUACGCCAGACGCGACACCGUCCUACACUAACAAUAUUUCCUCGCGCUUCAUUCAUGUCUUCCAUAAUCGGGCCUCAACCUUAACGCAGUUCUCCUCUCAAGCUCUAGAACGAACGAAGCCAUCAGCAUAGUAUCUCGGGUUUUCGCCGCUCCCGUCCCAUUCGAUUUACACGUUAUAUAGCAGACUCAGCCAAGUCAUGGUACAUGCCACGGAGGAUACGAAUGCGAAGCCACAAGAUGCGACAAUAUCCUUGACGCAGAGCGCUAUUAUCAAUGAUGGAGCGAAAACUUUGUCUGAGAACGACGUAGUCAUCAGCUACCGCGGUGGCAUCAUCGAAAAUAGACACAGCGUACACGCGGUCGUUGUCGACGCAUCUGGCAAACCACUCUACACAGUCGGUGACUACAAGAGAAUGACCCUUGCGCGAUCAUCAACAAAGCCGAUCCAGACUCUUGCGAUCUUGGAGACAGGGGCUGCAGAGAGAUUCGAUUACGAUGACGCCGAUGUAGCCCUCAUGUGUGCUUCGCAUAGUAGCGAACCUCGACACAUCGAGCGAGCGAGAGCGAUGCUAAAGAAGACGGGAGAGAAAGAGGAGGUGCUAACAUGUGGUGGACACCCCGCUCAGAACCCUGCUGUGAAUCGCGCAUGGAUCAAAGAAGACUACACGCCGACUGCUAUUUGCAACAAUUGCUCGGGGAAACAUGUCGGUAUGGUAGCAGGUGCGGUGUGUCUGGGCGCUACGGCUCACGACUACUAUCUACAUGAGCAUCCCAUGCAGCAGCGCGUGUACCGAGCUGUUGAGGAUGUAAGCGGACUCACGAAGAAAGAGGUGCUAUGGACUGUCGACGGAUGCAACCUCCCCACGCCGGCGAUGCCUCUUCCAAACCUUGCGCUCAUGUUUGCAAGGCUUGCGGAUGCCGCUGACCUUUCCGACGAUCCUACCAAGACCACACUCGAUCAGAGAACACGAUAUUUAGCUCUGAUCCACAAGUGCAUGGCCAGCUACCCCGGACUGGUUGCUGGCGAAGGUCGCUUCGAUACAGCGCUCAUGACGCCUUAUAGUGGACAAGUUGUCGGCAAGAUCGGAGCGGAUGCCUGUUAUGCAGUCGCAGUGCGUGCGUCACCCGACGCUAAUCUGGCUGGGAUAAAUCAUGGUGCUAUAGGAAUUGCUGUCAAGGUGGAAGAUGGCAAUCUCGAUGUUUUGUAUGCUGCCGUCAUGGAGAUUCUGGAACAGCUGAACAUCGGUUCAAGCGAAGUGAGACGGUCAUUGGAUGGUUGGCGAUACCCGAAGAUCGUCAACACUGCAGGUGCUGUCACGGGUGGUUACGAACAUUGCUUCAAGGUGCGAAGCGCUGCAAGCGUGGCGUAGCGAUGGCGUAGCUGAUGUUAUCCCGAGAGGAGGACGUACACAGCAAACUUGAAGCGAUUCGCUGCCUACCGAUACACUUUAGAAGUACUUGGAAGUCAAGCAUGGUUUAUUUUUAUCAAAGUAUAGGAAAACUAUCGAUGC